CACACCAACCACUAUACAGUACAGAAUUUUUAUCAACAACUGGAGAGGUAAUAAAACUAAAAGAAGAACUCAGUCACUAGCUCAAAUGAUGAUAGCCCUAGAACAAAGAGAUGAGGACAAUUACCAAGAAAGGGAUUAUAAUACUGUUUUACACACCCAAACUGCCUUGCUCACACAUCUAAAUGAUGGAAAGUCGCAGGAUCUUAAGAAUCUAGAACAAGAGAAUGAAACCCAGUUUAGGCAUAUUCAGAAUCUAGAACAAGAGAAGGAAACCCAGUUUAGGCAUAUUCAGAAUCUAGAACAAGAGAAGGAAACCCAGUUUAGGCAUAUUCAGAAUCUAGAACAAGAGAAGGAAACCCAGUUUAGGCAUAUUCAGAAUCUAGAACAAGAGAAGGAAACCCAAAAGGCAAUAAUUGAGGAGCAGAAUGAGGGAUUAAGGAAGUAUAAGAUCGAUGAUAAAUAUUUAAGAAAGCAGUUGGCUAAAAAAGACAGAAUAAACCAGGAACUGCUUGAUCAGUUGAAAGAAGCAGAUAUGAUGUGCAAUAAGCUGUCAAAGCAAUUAAAAACCUUGUUACAGAAGAAGUAG
This is a messenger RNA of Mytilus trossulus (common blue mussel), 586 nucleotides long. RefSeq names its product trichohyalin-like. The record is from RefSeq and is a predicted model, not a curated record. Bases 86 to 586 code for a protein of 166 amino acids. The transcript has 3 exons. NCBI's taxonomy places the organism in Eukaryota, Metazoa, Mollusca, Bivalvia, Mytilida, Mytilidae.